This is a messenger RNA of Harmonia axyridis, 1597 nucleotides long. Its product is annotated as tyrosine aminotransferase. Lineage: Eukaryota; Metazoa; Arthropoda; Insecta; Coleoptera; Coccinellidae. The transcript is spliced from 4 exons. Gene Ontology annotation, biological process: biosynthetic process; aromatic amino acid metabolic process. The record is from RefSeq and is a predicted model, not a curated record. The coding region runs from base 108 to 1391 and encodes 427 amino acids. Gene Ontology annotation, molecular function: pyridoxal phosphate binding; L-tyrosine:2-oxoglutarate transaminase activity.
CAUCAAUCGCAUCAUAACGACAAGAGUUUAUAGAAAGAAAACGAAUUGGUCAUUUCAAUUCAAAUUGUUAUUGAGCGCAAUAGAAAAACAAAAACGUUUUUGUGAGCAUGUUAGAUCAGAUUUCGAAAAAUAAGAAAGUUAAGGUUUCCCAUCUGAAACGCGGUCCUUGGAAAGUAGAAGUUUCUUCAACUGCGAAAAACACCAGGAAUUUCAUAAGGGAAAUUGUUGACAACAUUAAAAUCGAGCCUAACCCUAAAAAACAGCUGAUUUCCUUAUCCAUUGGAGAUCCUACAGUUUACGGCAAUCUAAGAACAUCAAAUGAAACUAUAGAAGCAGUAAUUGAAGCAGCUAGAGAAGGUUCUUACAACGGUUACGCACCAGCAGUGGGCUAUCAAAAUGCAAGAGAAGCAGUGGCGGAAUACCUGUCUUUCGAUGGGGCAGAGUACAACUACCAAGACAUCAUACUGUGCAGUGGUUGUUCCUCAUCUUUGGAGAUGUGCAUCACUGUAUUGGCAGAUUCUUUGAAAGGACAAAAUAUUCUGGUACCAAGGCCAGGAUUUCCGAUCUACAGAACCCUUGCUGAAAGCAUCGGUGUUAAGGUGAAGUAUUAUGAUCUCAUUCCUGAAAAAGAAUGGGAGAUCGAUUUGGAUCAUCUAGAAAGUCUGAUAGACAAUAAAACAGCAGCCAUUGUCGUCAAUAAUCCAUCCAAUCCAUGUGGAUCAGUUUACUCCGCAUUGCAUCUCGAGAAAGUACUGGCUGUAGCUUACAAUUACCAGAUACCAAUAAUAGCAGAUGAAAUUUACGAUAGGCUAGUUUUUCCAGGAAACAAGUUUGUUUCUUUAGCCUCCUUGAAUUCCUAUGUACCAAUCUUAGUAUGUGGUGGACUAGCGAAGAGGUUUUUGGUACCCGGAUGGCGUCUUGGUUGGGUUGCUAUUCACGAUCCCAUUGGAGCAUUCGACCAUGGAGUUAGGCAGGGUAUGGUGAAGCUAAGUCAAAGAACUAUUGGAAGUAAUACUCUAAUACAAGGAGCUAUACCGCGCAUAUUAAGAACAUCACAACUGAAAUUUUUCGACAAUAUUAUUGAUACAUUGGUCGAGAAUGCCAAAAUAUGCUAUGAGAUUCUGAAAACUGCAAAAGGAAUCAUACCAUACAAACCUCAAGGGACCAUGUAUAUGAUGAUUGAAAUUGAGUUGGAGAAGUUUCCAGAAUUUCAAAAUGGAAUGAUGUUCGGUCAAAAGAUGAUUGAGGAAGAGUCAGUCUUUUGUUUACCAGGAGAGUGUUUCGAAGUUCCUGGAUUCAUGAGAUUGGUAUUAACAGUUCCACAACACUUGAUGGAAGAAGCCUGUGAACGUAUUGUUGAAUUUUGUAACCGUCAUUAUUUAUUAUCUUAAUUUAUUCAUACUACUAUUGGAAAUAGAUAUAUGCAUUUUCUGUUCCGUACUAGAAUACUCAAGAUUUUUUGUGAGUAUUCGAAUUGAAUGGCUACUCAAUUUACGUUUAGUAUUGUGAACUAAGACUUAUUUUAUUUAUAUCCAUUUCUUUUUUAGUAUUUUAGAAAUUAGCAAGGAUAUUUUUUAAUAAAGAAAAUGAAAGAUAA